Molecule: messenger RNA, 1602 nt
Organism: Colletotrichum paranaense
Lineage: Eukaryota; Fungi; Ascomycota; Sordariomycetes; Glomerellales; Glomerellaceae
Product: major facilitator superfamily transporter
Exons: 1
Coding region: 1-1602 (533 amino acids)
Biological process (GO): transmembrane transport; allantoate transport; tripeptide transport
Cellular component (GO): plasma membrane
Molecular function (GO): dipeptide transmembrane transporter activity; allantoate transmembrane transporter activity
Source: RefSeq, a predicted model, not a curated record
AUGGCCGACCACGACAUCAAGGGAGUGGCAGAGCCACCUGCUACAGAUGAUAUUUCCAAUUCAGACGAGCGCUCCGCAUCCGUGGCGUCGAACUCGGCGCCGACGGGAGCAAAGAGCCCGGAGCAAGCUGCCAAGAGCCUUCCGAAGACUGGCGCUGAUGCUGCCCUCGAACUUCUCAACGAAACUGGCCCUCUAGCCCGCACUGUUGACCCAGAGCUGAAUAGAAGGCUCAAGCACCGCAUCGAUACUCACAUCAUGCCGCUGAUUUGCAUCGUAUACUUCUUGCAAUAUAUCGACAAGACAGCCAUCUCAUAUGCCAGCGUCACGGGCAUUCAGCAAUCCACUGGUCUCCACGGGAACCAAUUCAACUGGGUUGCUUCCAUCUUCUUCUUUGGCCAGCUCGCUUUCGAGUUCCCAACCAUCCGACUCAUCCAAAUGUUUCCUCUUGCGAAGUACACCUCCAUCAAUAUCAUUCUAUGGGGCGUCGUCCUAGCUUGCCUCGCCGCAUGCAAGAACUACGCUGGCCUGCUUGUCUGCCGUUUUCUCCUUGGUGCGUUCGAAGCGGCUGUAGUGCCUGCAUGGGUUCUCUUCACCUCCCAGUGGUACACCAAGCAGGAACAGGCAUUCCGCGUCGGAAUCUGGUUCUCUGUCUGUGGUGCAGCUCAAAUGUUUGGUGGCUUCUUCGCAUAUGGCGUCGCAACACACGUUGGAAAAGACCCCAACGCAGCUUUGAGGGGUUGGCAAGUGAUCUUCUUGUUCCUUGGUCUGCUGACCGCACUCGUUGGUAUCGCGUUCUUCUUCAUCAUGCCUGACUCGCCGGCCACUGCCAGAUUUCUUUCUCAGGAAGAAAAGGCGACUCACCUUGAGCGAAUCCGGGAUAAUGAGCAAGGUAUUGGCUCGCAGGAGUUCAAAUGGAAGCACGUCAAGGAGGCAUUGCUCGAUGUAAUGACUUGGCUUUAUGCUUUUUGGAUCUUCGCGGCCAACAUCCCCAACUCUAUUGCAACCAGCUUUGGCAACAUCUUAGUGCGAGGCAUGGGAUACACGAGUGAGGAGUCGCUUCUUCUCGUCACGCCACUCGGGGCUUACGAGAUCGUGGCGUUGGUCGGCCUGACUUGGCUAGCAAUGAAGACGAGACAACGACUCUACUGGUGCAUUGCCGGUCACAUCCCUGCCAUUAUCGGUGCUAUUCUCAUGGCUACAACUUCGAAGGUCCCAGCCUUGAUCGGGUACUACACUUCAGGAGGUAUCCCAAUCGGAUGGACGACGAUUCUGGGACUGCAGAGCACCAAUGUUGCAGGUUCCACCAAGAAAGUCACCGUCGCAUGCAUUGGGACCAUCGCAUACACCAUUGGUAACAUCAUAUCUCCUCAGACCUUCCAGGCCCGGGAUGCGCCUAGGUAUCUCCCUGCAAAGAUAUCCAUCUGCAUUAUUUACUUCUUGGUUACAGUCGACUUAUUCUUGAUGCGCUGGGUGUUGGAGAGAAGGAACAAAAAGCGUGAUGCUGAAAAGGCGGCUUUAGGAGAUGCUUAUAAAGUGGAGGAGAACCACGAGUUCUGGGAUUUGACGGAUCUCGAGAAUAAAGAGUUUAGAUAUGAGUUAUAA